UGAAGAACAGGAAGUAAACAAGCAGCGUGUGUCGUUCAGGCCGCGUGCAGCCGCAGAAACAAACAGACGCUUCAACAACAAACUGAUCAACAGCAUCAAAUCUACACCUCCUCCAUCACUUCCUCCUCUGUCAUCUCCAUCACCUCCUCCUUCUGUCAUGAGUCCUCCUGCAGAUUGUGUCUCCCCUCAGAAGAAGAAGAGGAGGAGGUCAGAGAUGGAGGAGUGUCCCACACCUGUGGACAUCGAAACACCUGAGAAAGCAGAAAAGAAGAAGAAGAAGAUGAGAGAGAAAGAGGAUGACAGUCUUCACCCUCUUGCUCCUCCUGCUGCUGAUGUGAGCAGCCCAAAGGAGGAGAAGAGGAAAAAGAAGAAGAGAAUGGAGAGGCAGGAGGAGGAGGUGAAGGAGGAGGUGCAGGACGCCGCAGAAACCAACACAGCAGAAAAGAAGAAGAAGAAGAAAAAGAAACACAAGGAAGGGCAGGGUGAGGAGAGCAUCGCCAUGGUAACAACAGACCAUAACCACAGACAGACAGACAACAUUGCCACGAAGAAAAAGAAGACGAAAGAAGAGAGUGUGGAGCAAGUGAUGUCACAGGAAGGAGAGAAGAAGAAGAAGAAGAGAGGGGAGAAAGUGAUGUCACAGGAAGGAGAGACUGUAGGAGAGGAGGAGAGAGGGAAGGAGAGGAGAGGAGCAAAAGAGAAGAUGGGAGAGACGAAGAAGAGGACGACAGGAGGAGGAAGAGAAGGAGUGAAGAAGAAAAGAAGAGGAGCUGAAGGAGAGGAGCAAGUGGACUGGGCAUCGUUAAAGGAGCUUCAGGAGUUUGUUCCAGGCGUGGAGAAGAAAUCAGCUGAUGAGAUCAAAAAACUGCUGAGAUACGACCUGCAGCGCUUCAAGUACUUGAAACAACAAGGUGUUUCUUUGCGUCGGGGGCGGUGCUCUCAGGAAGAGAAUCAGCGAAUCAGAGAGAACGUGGCAGACUUCCUGGCUCUGACAGGCAUCAGCUCGGCCAAUCAGCUUCUGUUUCCUCAGAGGUACAAAGACCAGGAGGUAGAGAUUAAGAAGCUGAGAGCACGACAUCACUUCCUGGAGAGAAUCGGUACGAUUCCUCGCACGUGCCAUCAAGUUCACACAAGAGCCAAAAAGAUUUUUGACGACAGGAACCACAUGGGAAGGUACUCAGAGGAGGAGGUGCGUUCUCUGAUGAAGUUACAGAAUCUCCACGGCAACGACUGGAGGAAGAUCUCUGAGAAGAUGGAUCGUAGCGUGUACUCUUUACAGAAACGCUUCGUCAGCCUCGCUGCAGGUCGCGGUUCGUGGAGUCCAGACGAGGAGUCCAGGUUGAAGCAGGCUCUGAAGGCCCACCUGGAGGUUCUGGUACAGCAAAGCUCUACUGGUCCUGGUCUGAGCAGAGACCAGCUGUGUAACAACCUGCCCUGGAAGGAGAUCAGUCAGCAGGUUGGGACCAGGUCCUGGAGCCAGUGUCGACUCAAGUGGUCAGUUCUCCUCUUGAAGUCCAAACUGUCUUCAGGUGUCAGCACCUUCAACAGAGGACCUGAAGGACUUCAGGCUAAAAUCCACCUCAUCAACACGCUGUACAACAUGCAGGUGAACGACAUGGCUGACAUCGACUGGGACGAGGUCGCUCACACCAUCGGUAACGUGACUCCGUUGUGUGUACAGAAAAGUUUCCACAGACUGAAAGUUUCCAGAGUUCCCAAUUGGACCAGUUUAUCCUACGGAGAGAUCGUGGACUUCCUGCAGCUGAGGGUGGUUCCCGACCUGAAGGAGAAGCUGAGGAGGCUCAGCAGGGAGGAGGAGCAGGAGGAGGCGCACAGCGACACCAGCUACCUGCUGUCUGACAUCAUCGGCUCGCAAGAUGGAGAGGACGACUUCAUAGAGGUGGACAACAGUCAGCUGACCUCUGGCCAAUCAGGACGAAGACGCCUGUAGAGAACAGCAGGCCCCGCCCUUCUCCGAUGUGAUUGGCUGGCUUCCUUUCAGAGUGUGGAUGUGCACCGCUAUCACGCCUGUGAUAUGAGGUAGCAGAGUCUAACAGUUAAGAGAGCCGACAGAUCUGCUGUGGUGAAAGUGGCGUUGAUGUCACCAUGAUCACAUGACCCACACAGACACGUCGGACAGCGAGGUGAUGUCAUUUGGACUGAUGUUAAAUCAGAUU
Epinephelus fuscoguttatus (brown-marbled grouper) is the source of this 2177-nucleotide messenger RNA. RefSeq names its product transcription termination factor 1-like. The record is from RefSeq and is a predicted model, not a curated record. The transcript has 11 exons. Bases 158 to 1951 code for a protein of 597 amino acids. Lineage: Eukaryota; Metazoa; Chordata; Actinopteri; Perciformes; Serranidae.